Molecule: messenger RNA, 4745 nt
Organism: Columba livia (rock pigeon)
Lineage: Eukaryota; Metazoa; Chordata; Aves; Columbiformes; Columbidae
Gene: TLK2
Product: tousled like kinase 2
Exons: 22
Coding region: 174-2426 (750 amino acids)
Biological process (GO): intracellular signal transduction; chromosome segregation; peptidyl-serine phosphorylation
Cellular component (GO): perinuclear region of cytoplasm; nucleus
Molecular function (GO): ATP binding; protein serine/threonine kinase activity
Source: RefSeq, a predicted model, not a curated record
CCGCCGCUGCCGCCGCCGCAGCAGGUUCCCUCCCUCCUCCUCCUCCUCCUCCUCCCGCUCCUGCCCCCGGCGGCGGCGGGAUCCGAGCGGUGCCCCGGGAGCGCUCGGCCCGGGCAGGAGGGGAGAGGAGCAGCGGCGGGGCGGCGGCAGGAGGAGCCGCAGCGCCAGCAGAAAUGAUGGAAGAACUGCACAGCCUGGACCCGCGCCGGCAGGAGCUGCUGGAGGCCCGCUUCACCGGGGUCGGGGUCGCGAAGGGUCCGUUAAAUAGCGAGUCUUCCAACCAGAGCUUGUGCAGCGUGGGCUCCCUGAGUGAUAAGGAAUUGGAGACUCCUGAGAAGAAGCAGAAUGACCAGCGGAACAGGAAAAGGAAAGCGGAAGCGUACGAGAGCAGUCAAGGAAAAGGCACUCCUAGAGGACAUAAAAUUAGCGAUUAUUUUGAGUUUGCUGGGGGAAGCGGCCCAGGCACCAGUCCCGGCCGGAGCGUGCCGCCCGUCGCCCGGUCGUCGCCGCAGCAUUCCCUGUCCAACCCCCUGCCGCGGCGAGGGGAGCAGCCGCUGUACGGGGUGGACGGCAGCGCAGCGAAGGAGCCGCAGGAGGAGCACUCAGCGCUGCCCACGCUGAUGUCGGUGAUGCUGGCGAAGCAGCGGCUGGAGAACGAGCAGCUGGCGCAGAGGGGAGGUGGCCUCUGCUUCACGUUUGUCUCGGCCCAGCAAGGCAGCCCAUCUUCUACCGGAUCAGGGAACACCGAGCAUUCCUGCACUUCCCAAAAACAGAUUUCCACCCAGCACAAGCAGUCACAGUCUGACCUCACAAUGGAAAAAAUAUCUGCACUAGAAACCAGCAAGAACUCUGACCUGGAGAAGAAGGAGGGGAGGAUAGAUGAUCUACUAAGAGCCAACUGCGAUUUGAGACGGCAGAUAGAUGAACAGCAGAAGAUGCUGGAGAAGUACAAGGAGCGGUUGAACAGAUGUGUAACGAUGAGCAAGAAGCUUCUUAUAGAAAAGUCGAAACAGGAGAAGAUGGCCUGCAGAGACAAGAGCAUGCAGGACCGCCUGAGGCUGGGUCACUUCACCACGGUGCGGCACGGGGCGUCCUUCACCGAGCAGUGGACAGACGGCUAUGCCUUCCAGAACCUCAUCAAACAACAGGAAAGGAUCAACUCCCAGCGGGAAGAAAUAGAAAGGCAACGAAAAAUGCUAGCGAAACGGAAGCCACCCGCCAUGGGCCAGACCCCGCCAGCCAGCAACGAGCAGAAGCAGCGCAAGAACAAGACCAACGGAGCGGAAAAUGAAACGUUAACGUUAGCAGAGUACCACGAACAGGAGGAAAUCUUCAAACUCCGACUAGGUCACCUUAAAAAGGAAGAAGCGGAGAUCCAGGCGGAGCUGGAGCGGCUAGAGAGGGUCAGAAACCUACACAUCAGGGAACUGAAAAGGAUACACAAUGAAGAUAAUUCACAAUUUAAAGACCAUCCAACGCUAAAUGAUAGAUAUUUGUUGCUACAUCUCCUGGGUAGAGGCGGCUUCAGUGAAGUAUACAAGGCGUUUGAUUUAACAGAACAGAGAUACGUAGCUGUGAAAAUACACCAGUUAAACAAAAACUGGAGAGAUGAGAAGAAAGAAAACUAUCACAAACAUGCGUGUAGAGAAUACAGAAUUCACAAAGAACUGGAUCAUCCUCGAAUAGUUAAGCUAUAUGACUACUUUUCGUUGGAUACUGACUCGUUUUGUACAGUGUUAGAAUACUGUGAGGGAAACGAUCUGGACUUCUACCUGAAACAGCACAAGCUCAUGUCGGAGAAAGAGGCGCGAUCCAUUAUCAUGCAGAUUGUCAACGCUUUAAAGUACUUAAACGAAAUCAAACCUCCCAUCAUACACUAUGACCUUAAACCAGGUAACAUCCUUCUAGUCAAUGGUACUGCGUGUGGAGAGAUAAAAAUCACCGAUUUUGGACUUUCCAAAAUCAUGGAUGAUGACAGCUACAACUCUGUGGAUGGCAUGGAACUGACAUCGCAGGGGGCUGGUACUUACUGGUAUUUGCCACCAGAAUGUUUUGUGGUUGGGAAAGAACCUCCAAAGAUUUCAAAUAAAGUUGAUGUGUGGUCAGUGGGAGUCAUCUUCUAUCAGUGUCUCUACGGCAGGAAGCCCUUCGGUCACAACCAGUCACAGCAAGAUAUCCUGCAGGAGAACACAAUUCUGAAAGCUACCGAGGUGCAGUUCCCUCCAAAGCCAGUAGUCACGCCGGAAGCGAAGGCGUUCAUCAGACGCUGUUUGGCCUACCGAAAGGAGGACCGGAUAGAUGUCCAGCAGCUGGCCUGCGACCCGUACUUGCUGCCUCACAUCCGCAAGUCCGUCUCCACGAGCAGCCCAGCUGGAGCUGCGAUCGCGUCGACCUCUGGGUCCUCCAAUAACAGCUCUUCAAACUGAGACACAGGAGCAGGCCAAAAACUGCUUGAGAAACGGGCGAAAAAGACACUUUCAGAAACGCGUUGGAACAGAGGAAUCCGCAAGGGUCUCAAACCUGUACCAGGUGCUUUUUUUUCUCUUGCUUUUUUCCAUCCAUAGAGCAUGACAACAUCAACUCUCAUCAAGAAAACCUUGGGCAUCUAGGCCAAGCCACGUGGAUAGGAGAUGGCUUGAGGUUCAAUGACCACAGACGGUGGCUGCUCUGAGCAAGGAGGGGAAACUCAAGAAAAUACAAAAAGACGUGGUUCCAUGUACUGUGAACUUGUGAACAUGCAGCCUUGGGGAAUCCAGGACGCCGUGUGUGCUUCAUAUGAAGAAUGUGGACUCUGGAAAAAGACUGGGCUAGUCCAGUGUUGAUAUUUAAACAUUGUUCUUUUUCUUUUAAUAAAGUUUAGGUAACAUCUCCUGAAAAGCUCGAAGCACCAACGUUCAGCUGGGGAUGAUAUAUGACUCUUUGCCCUUUGGAGGGGAAAAAAAGUUGAUCCUGCCUGUUCAUGGCACUAGAGUUAGUGUUUUACCCCUAAUUAAUUUCAGUUUUUUAAAAUAACAAUUUUUUGGAAGAAAAGCAGUUUUCUGGUCUCAAAGUGAAACCCGUAUUAGCAGGUUCGUAGCAGUGUUGUUCUGCGGACGGCGCAGCUUUCGGCUCCCUCAGUGGGAGCGGAUCACGGCCCCGGCCGCCACAGGGUUUCAGCUGCUGCUGCACGGCUCUCACAACGGUUGCAGCUCUUUAAUUUCUGCGGAGUGCUGUUCUUUUUGAAGGCGCCCUCGGACACGUGCCCGACCUGCUCUGGUGAGCGCGGUUACCCCGGCGGGCAGCGGGCGGGAAGGAAUCGCGGCGCGGCCGAGGCGGGCGUGACCCGUCUCCCGCAGCACUGCGCGGAUCUGGGUACAAAAGCGCGAGGCUGAAGACUCUUCUCACGUUAGGUGACUCCGCAGCAAAGCUUCCUCCCUUCCCUAACGCUUUCCUUUUGAAACCCGCUGACUUCCCUAGCUUGCUGCUGCGCUUGCAGACGAGGGGGAAGGAGAUAAUGUUCUAGAAGGGAGCAGACACCCUAAUUAUUACUUUUGUCUCCCGUCUGUAAUCCCGAGGGUUCUCACCCCCUCAGCUGGGAGACACAAACCUCCUGUCCCCCUCUGCCCUGUUUUCUCCCCGCGGUGAAGGAAAACGGAGCACACAAAAAGCACAGCGCUCGAACAUGUGGCAGCCAGGUUGCAGCGCUCCUGACAUGUGGCGGGAGUUCAGAGCCAGGAAAUAUUUAAAGCUGCAGCGCUGGAGAGCAGGGUUUGUCUGGGGAGGGAGCUCCUGUGGUGCACCAUUCGGUUUAGGGUGGUGUUUAAAACCAGGUUCCCCGGUGCGGGCUCCCUGUCCCACUGCCCCGGGCACCGCGGUGCGUGUCGGCCCCUGCGGCACCGCCGGGACCGGCCCCGGCCGCGCGGGGGCUGUUUGGGACACGCGGUGCCCGAAUGGCCGUUGGGGGCAGGAGGUGUUCUCCACGGCGCGCUCGGAGGCGGCUGCCGCUCGUCUGCCGUGCUGCGACCCGGCGCCCGCGGCGUGGUGUCAAACCUGCGCGGGAACUUGUGGUUAACUGAAAAAGAAGGGAGAGUCUGUCAAAAUUAACUAACGGGCCUGGGAAGCGGAGAGCUCUGCCCCUUUGAUUUUUAUUACUACUUUUGUAGUGACUCUUGGGCUUUUCAUUGGACGUGCUCGCUUGCAGCUGCAUUACGGUGGCCUCUCAACUGUCGUGUGUUAAACAAAGAAAUGCUGCAUCUUUAAAUGCCCCGCGUUGUGCUUCAGCCCUUUCCAUCCCCGCGGCUCUGCUCCACAGGUCACCUGUUGGCGAGCGGCGCCUCCGCGGGUCCGUUCAGCCUCCAUCGGGCAGACCAGGGCUGAUGCUUCCUCCUGUUCGCUGGACCUGACGGUUUGACGUCUGUCCGCAUCGGGGAGAAUUCUAGAAGGGUUUUUCCUGCCCGGUCCCGUUGUUUCUCGGCCAUACAGUGUGUGCUCUCUGUGGGUGUGGUUAGUUUUGUGUCAGAUGCAUUUCUUCCCGCUGUGCGACACCCAUGUAGGGGCCGACCGCGGCGAAGAACCCUGCUAGAAUUCCGGCUGCGACGCCUUCCUCGUUAAUACGGGUUUCACUUCCAGUAACAGACCCUAUUGCCACACUGUUCAUUUACUUAAAGAAAAGUGUAUGAAGAAUUUGUAACUUAAAGCAGGCCAGACUGUUUUGGCUCUACCCAACAGAUGAGACAUGGAUAUUAAAAUAAGUUUUAAGAAACUGA